AUGACCCUCUCCGUGGCCACCGCGCGCGCCGAGCUCAAGCAGCGCGUCCCCUCCACCGCCGCGGGCGUGGGCGUCGUCACCAUCUGCGGCGGCGGCAACGGCGCGCACGUGGCGGCCGCCUACCUGGCGUCCAACGGCGUGCGCGUGCAGGUGCUUACGCGCCAGCCCGAGCGCUGGGCGCAGACGCUGGAGCUGAGCACGGCCGGCAGCAGCUGGGAGUCCAAGGGCGUCAUGACGGGCCGCCUGAGCCUCGUGUCCAAGCACGCCAAGCACGUGAUCCCGCAGUCCGACGUGGUGAUCGUGGCGGCCCCGGCCAACGCGCACCCGGCCAUCCUGGAGCACGUGUCGCCCUACCUCAAGAAGGGGGUCAAGCUGGGCGCGCUCUUCGCGCAGGGCGGCUUCGACUGGGCCGCCAAGAAGGCGCUCGGAGAGGAGAAGUUCGCCAACGUGGACCUGCUCUUCGGUCUGCAGAACAUCCCGUGGAUCUGCAAGGCCACGGAAUACGGCCACAAGUGCCGCAUCAUCGGCCCCAAGCAGUGCCUGUACGUGGCGUGCUACCCGGUGGAGUGCAAGGAGGAGGCGGCGUCGCUCAUGCAGACGCUCUUCGACAUCCCGUGCAAGACGGUGGCCAACUUCCUCAACCUGACGCUCACGCCGUCCAACCAGAUCAUCCACCCGGCGCGCUACUACGCCAUCUUCCGCGACUGGGACGGCAAGCGCACCUACACGCACGAGGAGCUCAAGAAGCGCGAGGGCCUCACGCUGUACGCCGACUUUGACGAGUUCUCCGCGGAGCAGCUGACGAUGCUGGACAACGAGCUGCAGCAGGUCAAGUACGCGCUGCUGCAGCGCUUCCCCGCCCUGGACCUGUCGGACGUGCUGCCCAUGGGCGACCGCGUCGUCAAGCACUACGGCAAGGACGUGUCCGACCGCUCGUCGCUGCUGCAGAUCUUCCGCACAAACCUGGGCUACGCCGGCUGCGCGACGCCGCUGACGGAGGUGUCCAAGGGCCAGUUCCAGCCCGCGCUCAACUCGCGUCUGUUCUGGGAAGACAUCCCGUACGGCCUGUGCAUCCUCAAGAACAUGGCCGAGAUGCUGGGCAACUUCCCGACGCCGCGCAUCGACUUCAUGAUCCGCUGGCACCAGCAGUACAUGGGCGUGGAGUUCCUCAACCCGGACGGCCAGCUGAACGCCCGCGAGCUCUGGCGCACGGGCGCGCCCAACAAGUACGGCAUCCACAGCCUCGAGGACCUGGUCUCGACGUCGCUGCCGAAGGAGAUGCGCGACUACCGCCACCCGCGCUCCCGCAUUUAA
Phytophthora sojae is the source of this 1314-nucleotide messenger RNA. RefSeq lists its product as hypothetical. Gene Ontology annotation, molecular function: oxidoreductase activity. The coding region runs from base 1 to 1314 and encodes 437 amino acids. NCBI's taxonomy places the organism in Eukaryota, Oomycota, Peronosporomycetes, Peronosporales, Peronosporaceae. The record is from RefSeq and is a predicted model, not a curated record. The transcript is spliced from 4 exons.